Messenger RNA from Penicillium coprophilum, 1044 nucleotides. RefSeq names its product BTB/POZ domain-containing protein. Bases 1 to 1044 code for a protein of 347 amino acids. The record is from RefSeq and is a predicted model, not a curated record. NCBI's taxonomy places the organism in Eukaryota, Fungi, Ascomycota, Eurotiomycetes, Eurotiales, Aspergillaceae. Gene Ontology annotation, molecular function: protein binding. The transcript has 3 exons.
AUGUCAAUCGAAUGGGGCAAAGGCUCACGAUCAACUAGCAAUUGGCCAGAGCGUGGCAUUCCCGUAUCUGACACCCAGAAAAAGAAGUACCACGAGUCUAUUGUUGACCUCGUCUCCAGCUUGUAUCUCAAAUCGAAGUAUAGCGACUUGACCAUUGUUUGCGAUGGCCAGAUCUUCUCAGCCCAUAAACUUAUUCUUUGCUCUAAAUCGAGAUAUUUCCAAAACAAGAAAACUAACGAUGAGAUUUAUCUGAAGGAGAAAGAACCAAUCCUAGUUGAAAAGAUGUUGGAGUUUCUCUACACGGGAGACUAUACCUUUGAACGCAGUAAAACCAAACUGGUAGAUACACAGACGAAUGGCAAAGAGGUGACAGCAAUAGAUCCAGAGUCUCCAGGAGACCCGACAAUCUUGAUACCAGAGGAGCCUCUCGUGGACGAGCCUACAGAAGCGAUAGCAUGUUUCUCAAAUGAGACCGAUGGGUCCCUGACGGAGACAGAGGCCACUUAUAAAAGCCCAACGGCAGAAGAGAAGCUUGCAGAGGAGUUGGUGGAUGAAAUAUUGAUGGAAGAGAGCCAAGCUCCGAUUGACAAAGUCCACGGACAAGAUUUAUGCGAGAAAGGGGAUGCCGUGGAGCUCCUUGUCAACAGAUUGACAGACUGCCACCCAAGCUACUUUCAUGUGCUCAUGUAUGGCGAAGCGAUCUUCUUCAACAUCAGCGAGUUGCGAAUCAAAGCAAAAGCAAACUUCCGUGCCUCUUUUAUGGAUUGUCCCGAAAGAGCGUCCUUUGCAAAGACAAUUGAGAAAAUUUAUUCAACAGAGGGAAGCUAUUGGAGGUUGAAGACAUCAGCGAUUGACAUGAUCACGGACAGCUUACCCAAACUUUGGGAAGCAGAGACACCGGUGAUUGAUAAAAAUCUCGUCAAUUCAGUCCCCGAUUUUGGCUACGACUUAUGGCACGCCACAAUGAACAAGUAUGCUGCUCCAGCUGAUACACCCAGUUCCGUUGCGUUAGCAGAAGAUGAUCAUUUCUCAAAGCAGGUGUAG